GGGAUAUCAGUUGGCUUUUAAAGCACGAUUCCCGCGUUAUUGAACGCUGGAGUCAUUUGCUUUCGUUCUUGAGCCGGAUUUAUCGUGGAGGGGAGGAUGUUUCGGAAUCUUCUGUUUUUGGCAUGAUACCUAAUGGUCUAGCGUGGUUAUGUACAAACGCGAAAAUGAAUCUUUUAAUGUACGCAGACGGAAACCCUGAACUUCCUUUUCCGAAAAGACAUGAUAAAAUUGUGAAAAAGGAUCAUUCAUAUGGUCAUUUUGAGAUGUAUGCUGCUAUGUUUAACAGUAUGCCUAAAGAUGAACUUUGUGAUAAGUAUACGCAGCAUGUUCUUAAUCUUCGUAAAUUUGUCGAAACUUUUCAGAAAAUUAAAAAUCCUCCACCCCAAAAUGUCCCAUUUUCAGGUGACCAUCACUCUCCACGGCUUUACAAAUAUUUGUUAAGUUGCGCAACUGCUGUUAACUCAAAAUGUAAUAACCAAAAAUCAAUUUCUCUUCCAAAUAAUGUAAAGCUCCGUGACUACUACACUAUUCAAAAAAUAAAAUAG
Molecule: messenger RNA, 545 nt
Organism: Schistosoma mattheei
Lineage: Eukaryota; Metazoa; Platyhelminthes; Trematoda; Strigeidida; Schistosomatidae
Source: the annotation of a GenBank genome assembly